This is a messenger RNA of Delphinapterus leucas (beluga whale), 4853 nucleotides long. NCBI's taxonomy places the organism in Eukaryota, Metazoa, Chordata, Mammalia, Artiodactyla, Monodontidae. The record is from RefSeq and is a predicted model, not a curated record.
CUUGCUGGCGCUGUCCUGUGCUCCCGAAGCGGCUGGGGAACAGGGUGAGAGCUGGCUGGCGUGCACAGGUCAUGAGUCAGUGAGCCUUCUCUGUCGCUGGGACUUCAGCCUUGAACGCCCUCUGAUCAGAUUUCUGGCCUUCUAUUUGCAGGUGAGCGCUGGGACGGUGCUGGUGAGCUGCACCCUGUCUGAUGGCUUCCUCCCAUCCUCCACAGGCUGCCAUAGGAGAUCCGCUGCUUCCUGGAGGCCCAGGCCCCUCCCCCGAGGCAGAGGACGACCCUGGCGAGGCCUUUGAGUUUGAUGACAGUGACGAUGAUGACGAGGACAACAGUGCUGGCCUGGGCGUCCCAGGCGCUGCUCCAGAGAAGGAGGCAGGAGACGCCCCACUGAUCCACUUGGACUCCGCCCCCGUCGCUGACCCAGACCAAGCGGCUGCAGCACCCCAGACACAGGAGCCGGCCGUGGUGAGCAAUGGGGAUGCCGUGGACACAGCUUUCUCUGGGGUCCGGCACUCCAGCUGGAGACGGAAGAGCUCCCGUCGCAUCGACCGGUUUACUUUCCCCGCCCUGGAAGAAGAUGUGAUUUACGACGACGUCCCCUGCGAGAACCUGGACGCCCAUCAACCCGCAGGGGCAGAGAGGAAGCUGCUCUACGAGGAUGUGCGCCGGGACGGGGCACCCCGGGAGACGGAGGACCUAGGCUGGAGCUCCAGUGAGUUUGAGAGCUACAGCGAGGACUCCGGGGAGGAGGCCAAGCCGGAGGCGGAACCCGCCAAGCACCGAGUGUCCUUCCAGCCCAAGCUUUCUCCAGACCUGACUAGGCUAAAGGAGCGAUGCGCCAGGACUAAGAGAGACAUCUUGGCUUUAAGAGUUGGGGGGAGAGACAUGCAGGAGCUGAAGCACAAGUACGAUUAUAAGAUGACCCAGCUCAUGAAGGCCGCCAAGAGCGGGACCAAGGACGGGCUGGAGAAGACGAGGAUCGCAGUCAUGCGCAAAGUGUCCUUUCUGCACAGGAAGGACGUCCUCGGUGACUCGGAGGAGGAGGACAUGGGGCUCCUGGAGGUCAGCGUUACGGACAUCAAGCCCCCAGCCCCGGAGCUGGGCCCCAUGCCAGACGGCCUGAGCCCACAGCAGGUGGUCCGGAGGCACAUCCUGGGCUCCAUCGUGCAGAGCGAAGGCAGCUAUGUGGAGUCUCUGAAACGGGUACUCCAGGAUUACCGCAACCCCCUGAUGGAGAUGGAGCCCAAGGCGCUGAGUGCCCGCAAGUGCCAGGUGGUGUUUUUUCGCGUGAAGGAGAUCCUGCACUGCCACUCCAUGUUCCAGAUCGCCCUGUCCUCCCGCGUGGCCGAGUGGGACUCCACCGAGAAGAUUGGGGACCUCUUCGUGGCUUCGUUCUCCAAGUCCGUGGUGCUAGACGUGUACAGUGACUACGUGAACAACUUUACCAAUGCCAUGUCCAUCAUCAAGAAGGCCUGUCUCACCAAGCCCGCCUUCCUCGAGUUCCUCAAGCGGCGGCAGGUGUGUAGCCCCGACCGCGUCACGCUCUACGGGCUGAUGGUGAAGCCCAUCCAGAGGUUCCCUCAGUUCAUCCUCCUGCUUCAGGACAUGCUGAAGAACACCCCCAGGGGCCACCCGGACAGGCUCUCGCUGCAGCUGGCGCUCACGGAGCUGGAGACGCUGGCCGAGAAGCUGAACGAGCAGAAGCGGCUGGCCGACCAGGUGGCCGAGAUCCAGCAGCUGACCAAGAGCGUCAGUGACCGCAGCAGCCUCAACAAGCUUUUGACCUCAGGCCAGCGUCAGCUGCUCCUGUGUGAGACGCUGACGGAGACCGUGUACGGUGACCGCGGGCAGCUGAUCAAGUCCAAGGAGCGCAGGGUCUUCCUGCUCAGCGACAUGCUGGUCUGCGCCAACAUCAACUUCAAGGGCCAGCUGGAGAUCAGCAGCCUGGUGCCCCUGGGGCCCAAGUAUGUGGUGAAGUGGAACACGGCGCUGCCCCAGGUGCAGGUGAUGGAGGUGGGCCAGGAGGGCAGCUCCUAUGACAAGGACAACGUACUCAUCCAGCACGCCGGCGCCAAGAAGGCCUCGGCUGCGGGCCAGGCCCAGAAUAAGGUGUACCUCGGGCCCCCGCGCCUCUUCCAGGAGCUGCAGGACCUGCAGAAGGACCUGGCUGUGGUGGAGCAGAUCACCUUCCUUGUCAGCACGCUGCAUGGCACCUACCAGAACCUGAACAUGACCGUGGCUCAAGACUGGUGCCUGGCCCUGCAGAGGCUUAUGCGGGUGAAGGAGGAGGAGAUCCACUCGGCCAACAAGUGCCGCCUCAGGCUCCUGCUUCCCGGGAAACCCGACAAGUCUGGCCGCCCCAUCAGCUUCAUGGUGGUCUUCAUCACCCCCAACCCCCUGAGCAAGAUCUCCUGGGUCAACAGGUUGCACUUGGCCAAGAUCGGACUCCGGGAGGAGAACCAGCCGGGCUGGCUGUGUCCGGACGAGGACAAGAAGAGCAAAGCCCCGUUCUGGUGCCCAAUCCUGGCCUGCUGCAUCCCUGCCUUCUCUCCCCGGGGCCUCAGCCUGCAGCUUGGGGCCCUGAUCCACAGCCCUGUCAGCUGUCCCCUGCUGGGCUUCUCGGCUGUCAGCACCUCCCUUCCACAGGGCUACCUCUGGGUCGGGGGCGGGCAGGAAGGUGCAGGGGGCCAGAUCGAGAUCUUCUCCCUGAACCGGCCCACGCCCCGCACGGUCAAGUCCUUCCCGCUGGUGGCCCCUGUGCUCUGCAUGGAGUACAUUCCGGAGCCGGAGGAGGAGGAGAGCAGAGACGGAGACAAGAAGUGCUCGGCUGCUGACGCCUCGGCUGGAGUGCACCCCACCGUCUGCCUCGGGCUCCAGGAUGGCAGCAUCCUGGUUUACAGCAGCGUGGAUACGGGCACCCAGUGCCUGGCGACCUGCAGGAGCCCAGGCCUGCAGCCCGUGCUGUGCUUGCGACACAGCCCCUUCCACCUGUUUGCUGGCCUGCAGGAUGGGACCCUUGCCGCGUACCCCGGGACCAGCGGAGGCAUCCCCUGGGACCUGGAGAGCCCGCCUGUGUGCCUGACUGUGGGACCUGGGCCCGUCCGCACCCUGCUGAGCCUGGAGGACACCGUGUGGGCCAGCUGUGGGCCCCGGGUCACUGUCCUGGAUGCCACCAGCUUGCAAACUCAGCAAAGCUUCGAGGCACACCAGGACGCGGCCGUGAGUGUGACACACAUGGUAAAGGCGGGCAGCGGCGUCUGGAUGGCCUUCUCCUCCGGCUCCUCCAUCCGCCUCUUUCACACGGAGACGCUGGAGCAUCUGCAGGAGAUCAACAUAGCCACCAGGACCACCUUCCUGCUGCCAGGCCAGAAGCACCUGUGUGUCACCGGCCUCCUCAUCUGCCAGGCUCUGCUCUGGGUGGGCACUGACCAGGGUGUCAUUGUCCUGCUGCCUGUGCCUCGGCUGGAAGGCAUCCCUAAGAUCACAGGUGAGGCUCUGGGAGCCAGUCCUGCAGGGCCCGGGGAGUCAGCUACCUACGGCCAGGGAAGGGUGGAUCUUGUGCCCAGGUGUUUGCGCUCUCUUCUGAUAUGGGGGUGGGGGUCCAUUCUCUAACGUCCUCUGUCAUCGCAGGUGGCACUGUGGCUCAGUGGAAUUAAAUCACCUUGGCCUUGCAGUCUCCUUCUGAGUCUUCUUUCUGAGUCUCAAUUACCUAACCUAGCAAUGGACACAGUAGGCAUAUUGGCCAGAUGGUCUGGGGAUUGGCUGAGACAACUGACUAAUGGUAGAGGAUCUGUGGGGCCCCUUCUGCCCCCUCCCCACAGCAGCUUCAAAGUGUCCAGGCUCCAGUGGUAGAAAUACCUGAGGGCUCCUGGGGCUGGGGAUCCAUGUGCAGCUGUGUUUGCAUGGAUUAGAGGGAGGGCUGCCCUGACUGUGGCACUGGGGUCCAGGAUCAGGGAAGACCCCAGAGCUCUGGGCCCCUCUCUGCCUCUGUCCUGAGGGUGAUGACGAAGUGGCCUCUUUCAGCUGCUGCCGGAGGGCGGGGCUGAGUGCAGUGGGAGGGAGAAGUCCUGAGGGAGACCAGCCCCAGGUGGAGCUCAAACCUCUCUGCCAAAGAAGACUCUCUUCCUAAAUUGUAAGAUUUCCCAUUUUCAUGAUUUUAUCACAUAGGUCAAUUUGGUCCUGGGGUUGCAGGGAUGCAUUGGGCAGAGACCCUGCCCCCAAAUGCUGAGAGUCUGGUAGGGGCAGCUUGUAGUCAGGGUAGCAGGUGCUAUGAUGGCAGGUGUCCUGGAAUCUGCAGGGCAUGGAGACAGAAGUGAUCAUUUCUUCAUGGCUGAAGGCAAGAAGGGUGCCCUGUGGAGGAGCUGAGCUGGGCUUCAAGGCUGAGCUGUAGAGUUAGGUGGAUGGGAAAGGCUCUCUAGGCAGAGGCAAUGGCUUGGGCAAAAGCACAGAGAUGUGAGGAUGGCUCAGGCAGGGAGCUGCAGGUGCUUUCACACCGAGGUUCCCCAUGUGGUUUAUAAAGUCAUUCGUGUUCCCCUGCUCCAGUUCUCCAAAGAAAGUAACCCUGGAGCAUUGAGAGCCCUCCCCCAGACCCAUGGCCUUCUGGGAAGAUAACAACGUAGAUGGCAAUAACCAAAAAAAAAACAAACAAAAACAAAACCCAGAAAUUCUCCAAGAGACCUGUUGGGUCUUUAAAACUCUGGGCCUUUGGGCCCCUUCUCUCUGCCCUCUUCCUGCAGGGAAAGGCAUGGUCUCGCUCAACGGUCACUGUGGACCUGUGGCCUUUUUGGCCAUGGCCUCCAGCAUCUUGGCCCCCGAUAUCCUGCGGAGUGACCAGGAGGAGGCCGAGGGGCCACA